CGGAGGGAGGAUUGAGCGUUGCCGUGCCCUCUCUGCGGGCAGCCGGCUGGCUGUAAGGGCUGUAGAGGAGGGUGUGAAGCCCCAACCUCCGUUUUUUUUUUUUUUUUUUGCCGCUGUCGGGCGGUCUUCUCGUUUUUCCUCUCUUUGUCGCCCGCCGCCCUUCUCCCCUGCGGGAAGGGUGAGUGGUGCAGGCCCCCAAGAUGGCCGCCACCAUGAAGAAGGCGGCUGCUGAAGAUGUCAAUGUUACUUUUGAAGAUCAACAGAAAAUAAACAAGUUUGCAAGAAAUACUAGCAGGAUCACAGAGCUGAAGGAAGAAAUAGAAGUUAAAAAGAAACAACUUCAGAAUUUGGAAGAUGCCUGUGAUGAUAUCAUGAUGCUUGAUGAUGGUGAUUCGCUUCUGAUACCGUACCAAAUUGGAGAUGUCUUCAUUAGCCAUUCCCAAGAAGAGACACAAGAGAUGCUAGAGGAGGCAAAGAAAAGUUUACAAGAAGAAAUUGAAGCAUUAGAAUCUCGAGUGGAAUCAAUUCAGAGAGUGUUAUCUGACCUGAAAGUUCAGCUCUAUGCAAAGUUUGGAAAUAACAUAAAUCUUGAGGCUGAGGACAGUUAAAGGUUCUUUAACUAUAUCAUAAACCUUUUCCUUGUUUUAUUAAAUAUUUUGAUAGCUCUUCUCUUCCAAUAACAUUUUUAAAAAUUUCACUUUUUUUUAAAACUUUCCUGUCUUGGAUUCCACCUAUUUAAUGAGAGCUUUCAUAUUUUGGUUAUUGCAGUUAUUUAUUUGUUCAGGAAAGCGUUAGCUUCAUACUGUUGAUAAAGCACCAAGAUUGGAAUAUAUGCAUUGUUUAUUAAAGUAAUAAAGUCAGGCACAUAUUGUAGUUUCCUUGGUCUUGUUUUCAACUCCUGAAAAUACUUGAAAAAUGUAAAAACAAUAGAAAUGGGUAAUUGUUGAUUUGCAGUGUAUUAACAGUUUGUUAGAAGUUUCUCUGUAAUGUUUAGGGCAUGAUUUCAAAUUCAGCUGUGAUGCUGUUUAACCUAGUCUGAGCAGCUCUCCUGGAAAUACUAAAUCUAUCCUUUGUCUUUCAAUCUUAGCUCAAAUGUUUUCUGACCAAAGAAUAAACUGGAUAAGGGAAUCAA
Molecule: messenger RNA, 1132 nt
Organism: Oxyura jamaicensis (ruddy duck)
Lineage: Eukaryota; Metazoa; Chordata; Aves; Anseriformes; Anatidae
Gene: PFDN4
Product: prefoldin subunit 4
Exons: 4
Coding region: 201-608 (135 amino acids)
Biological process (GO): protein folding
Cellular component (GO): prefoldin complex; cytoplasm
Source: RefSeq, a predicted model, not a curated record